Fonsecaea multimorphosa CBS 102226 is the source of this 2595-nucleotide messenger RNA. RefSeq lists its product as uncharacterized. Gene Ontology annotation, cellular component: endomembrane system. Gene Ontology annotation, molecular function: acyltransferase activity. The transcript has a single exon. Bases 1 to 2595 code for a protein of 864 amino acids. The record is from RefSeq and is a predicted model, not a curated record. NCBI's taxonomy places the organism in Eukaryota, Fungi, Ascomycota, Eurotiomycetes, Chaetothyriales, Herpotrichiellaceae.
AUGGCUCCGUCCAGAGCACCUGCUCUUGAGCCUGCUGCCGGCUUCUCCCUUGACUCACGACCCGAGCGGCCUGAUCAAGUCCCUCUUGCAAAGGGCGAAUUCUCCGUAGCGUCCAGAGCUUUGGCUCUGUCGACCUAUUUCUUGUCGGGCGCUUUGGCUAUCAACAUUUCUCAAUUUCUGGGAGCUCCAUUGCGAGCCAUCAACGAGGAUUGGUAUAACGCAUGGAUCGCUUUCACCAAGCAGUCCUUCGGGCUGCUCACAAUGACCCUCACCCAGACAUUUGCGCCGACAAAAGUUAUCAUUUCUGGAGACAAAUCGGUGCGAGGACAACUCCUGAAGUCCACCGAAGGAGACCUGAUUUUGGAUUUCCCUGAGCGGCUUGUUCUCAUUGCGAACCAUCAAAUCUACACCGAUUGGCUUUACCUGUGGUGGAUAGCCUAUUGUAAUGGUAUGCAUGGUCGACUUUACAUUAUCCUGAAGGAAUCGCUUCGUAAGAUUCCUGUUAUAGGAUGGGGGAUGCAGUUGUAUCAGUUCAUUUUCCUGAAGCGCAAUUGGGAACAGGACAAGCCUCACAUGGCCAGCGCAUUGCAAAGGCUCAACAAACCCACAGAUCCAAUGUGGCUUCUGCUCUUUCCAGAAGGGACCAACCUUGCUCCCAGCACCCGCAAACGAAGUGCUGAAUGGGCCAAAAAGAACAACAUUCCGGACACAAGGCAUGUCCUACUGCCCCGGAGCACAGGCUUACAGUUUUGUCUCGAGGAGCUCAAGGACACUGUGGACUAUCUCUACGACUGUACGAUAGUCUAUGAAGGUGUACCCCGUGGACAGUACGCACAAGACAUUUUCACUCUGAAAGCAGGUUAUUUAGAAGGCCGGCCUCCAAAAUCCGUCAGCAUGCAUUGGCGCCGAUUUGCGGUCAAGGAGAUCCCACUUCACAACGACAGAGCCUUUGAACUCUGGCUCAGGGCCCGUUGGCGCGAAAAGGAUGUCAUGAUUGAAGAGUACUACCAGACUGGCAAACUCCCAGCCGAUUAUGGCGCCACCAAAUACAAAUCUGGCAAGGUCCUUCGGGGAUGCGGACACAUGGAGGUCCCCAUUCGUGCAAGUCAUUGGUAUGAGUUUCUUCAGAUCUUUGCACCGAUGGGAAUUCUGGCGAUGAUAUUGUACAUCUUUUACGGCGACCUGCCGAAGAGGUUCUGGAAGAGCAUCAACAAGCAAGCCCUGCAAGCGGGGACAGAAGACAUCAAGAAAGCCGGUAUAGAGGCUGGCAAGGGCGUUCAAUCUGCCUCUUCCGCCUUGAGCGGCUUGACGUUGGACUCAUUCUUCGAACCAGGGAAGCAGGAGGAGACGUUCGCAGCCGGUGCGAUGGCUGUGCAGAAGCUCCUCACCUCACCCCAGGCGCAAACUGUGCUGAACCGAGCCGACUUCAUCCAGGCAUUUUUGUCGGAUCCCCAAAAAAUGGUGCAGGACAGCAUUGCCGAUAGACAACAGAAUUUCUUACAACAAUUGGCCCAAGAAGAGGCCAAGAGACAACAAGGGAGAAUAGCCCCUACUGGCGGUGCAGCUCAAUUGAGACCCGCCGCCAACGCGACGGCAAAAGGCGAUUUUUGGAACCAGGUUCAAGCAGAAGAGAAGAGCAGGCGUGGCUCUGUCAUCUCAAAGACUGCCAAAAAUGGCACAUUCUGGGAUGCAGUGAAGGCCGAGGAGCAGAGCAGACGGGGCUCCGUCACAUCCGUCCCGACAUCAACCAGUUCCAAACAAUCAAAGGGCACAUUCUGGCAGGAUCUCAAAGCCGCAGAGGAAAAGAAGGCAAAGAAUGCCACGACGACGAAGCCGCCUUUAACGACGAGUGGAGGCAGGAAUCUUGCUGCUCUUCCAAAGGGAAAUUUCUGGGAUGCAGUCAAGGCUGAGGAAAAUAGUCGGUAUGGGACGGUGAUGACCUUGUCGAGUAAUGCAACCACGGCUGUUGCAUCCACGAAUUCGGCGCCAGGGAAGAAAGCUCCCGCGAAGCUCGAGCCGAGUGUAGCAAAGAAGCCGUCGCCUGCCACACAGAAGGCGUCAAAGCCGACGACGAAUGGGCAAAAGACAACCGCAACCACACGCCCUGCUAAAGUCGCGAGUACUGGUGGUGCAGCGACCCCAGCGGUAGCGAAGAAACCAGGGUCGACGACCACGACGAAAAAUGCGAACAAGAAGAUCGCCCCCUCAGCUCCUUCGAAACCGCCUGCAUCGCUGGGAGUGGCCUCGACGAACAAAACAAACACGCCCAAUAACCUGUCGAAACCGACACCUCUCAAGCCUCCGCCCUCCAAGACUCCCAAACAGACAGCGGCCCCUGCGCAAAAGCCCAAGACCGCCAACACCAAAGCCACUGCAACCCCAGCGCCUUUGAAGAACAAGCCCACCAACGCCUCGGUAGCAGGAGGUCCGAAAAAGCCCGCCGUCGUCGUCGCGCAGAACAAAGCAGGACCAAACAAUGUCACAAAACCCUCCCCCGUCGUGAAGAAAACGGCGGGGGCAACGACCAGCAGCGUCAGCAGUCCUGGGCUGGGCGCGAAGAACAACCGCACUGGGCCACCGAAGCUGAAGAGUUAA